This is a messenger RNA of Crotalus tigris (Tiger rattlesnake), 8380 nucleotides long. It is a transcript of the gene COL11A1, whose product is annotated as collagen type XI alpha 1 chain. The record is from RefSeq and is a predicted model, not a curated record. NCBI's taxonomy places the organism in Eukaryota, Metazoa, Chordata, Lepidosauria, Squamata, Viperidae. Gene Ontology annotation, molecular function: extracellular matrix structural constituent. Bases 700 to 6150 code for a protein of 1816 amino acids. The transcript has 67 exons.
CGCCGCUGCACGUCCUUAUUCCCGUUUACCUGAAUUUGGAACUUUGGAACCCGGGGUCGAGAGUUCGUGGGUGAAGGGGAGGGGCGGGCAGCAGGCGUGGCUUCGAGUUCUCAGGAAACUUCUCAUUGGUUUGUGCCCCGCAUCCUCCCUGUCAAUUUAGACUCCCCCUAGAGGGUGAGAGGAGGGGGGCAUAGAAUGGGAGGGCGGGGGAAGAGGAGGGGGGGGCUCCUGUCCUCCUGCCCGCCUGCCCGCCCGCCUUCUCGCUCGCUCGCUCGUUCUUCGCUCCUGCGGCCGCUUUCCCGGUGCGCCUCUUGGCCAGCCCCUUUCGCGGGAUGCAGCCUUUAGUGGAGAUGCUGCGCUCCUCGCGUUUGGAUUGAAGCCCCUCUCCUCCCUUCGGUCUCAAGGCCGGAUACCCGAGAGGCGAAUCGGAGGGGCCGGACCCGGGCGUUGUAAGACACACACCCCCGUCCCGAAGCGGCAGCACCGAUCCGCAGUCGCCCCCACCUCUUCAGCCGGCACUUUUCUCUUUUUCCCUUUUUUUUUUUUUUUUGAGCGUAGCUUUCCUUGGAUUCGAUGGGUCCCUGAGGGAGUGCGAGGCCGAGCGUCUCUUGGAAUACAAGCCGGGCGGAGAAAGAAGCGAGCGCGGGGGACGAAGGGGCCCCGACAGGGGUGGGUGGGUCGCCGUUCGCGCGCCCUGGUAUGGGGCGAACCAUGGAGAAGAGUCGGCAGUGGUCCACCAGGUGGAAAACGAAACGGUGGUUCUGGGACUCGGCUUUCCCGGCUCUUCUCGUCUCGUCAGUGCUUCUGCUCCAAGCUGCGGAAGUCCGAGGAGCUGAGCCAGUGGAUGUCCUCAAAGCAUUAGAAUUUCAUAAAUCUCCAGAAGGAAUAUCAAAAACAGCCGGAAUUUGCAUAAACAGAAAGAAUUCCAAAGGAUCAGAUGUUGCCUACAGAGUUACAAAAAAUGCACAACUCAGUGCCCCAACUAAACAAUUAUACCCAGGUGGAAAAUUUCCUGAAGACUUUUCAGUUCUAUUUACAAUAAAACCUAAAAAAGGAGUCCAGUCCUUUCUUUUAUCUAUCUACAAUGAACACGGCAUUCAGCAGGUUGGCAUUGAGGUGGGCCGGUCACCUAUCUUCUUGUUUGAAGAUCAAAAUGGAAAGCCUGCCCCAGAAGAUUAUCCCAUCUUUGGUACAGUCAAUAUUGCUGAUGGAAAGUGGCAUCGGGUGGCCAUUAGUGUGGAGAAGAAAUCGGUUACCAUGAUUGUGGACUGUAAGAAAAAAACCACAAAACCACUUGAGAGAAGCAGCCCGGCGGUCGUUGACACCAAUGGCAUUACUGUCUUUGGAACACGAAUUUUGGAUGAAGAGGUGUUUGAGGGUGAUAUCCAGCAGAUGCUGAUUAUUGAUGAUCCCAGAGCAGCGUAUGAUUACUGUGAGCACUACAGCCCAGACUGUGAUUCUCCUGUGCCUGAUGCUUCUCAAGCUCAAGAACCUCAAGUGGAGGAAUAUGGAACUGAAGAUUUAAUCGAAUAUGACUAUGACUAUGGGGAUCCAGAUUAUAAAGAUUAUAAAGACCUUGAAACUAUAACAGAUGGACCCCCAUUAUACGAUGAGACUGUAGCAUACACUGAGGCCAAUGCUGUUGAUGAAUAUCAUGAGUAUAAUGUGGCUGACUAUGGAACUGAAGCUUACCAGACUGCAAUCCCUACUCAAACAACUGGACGAAAUGAGCAAACUCCUGUUGAAGAAGUAUUUACUGAAGAAUACGUAACAGGAGAGGAUUAUAAUUCAAAGACUAAAAAUAAUGAGGAAACAGAUUAUGGAAACAGAGGCAUAGACCACAGCGAAUCUGAAGUUCUGGUAGAUGGAGAUUUAGGCGAAUAUGAUUUUUAUGAAUAUAAAGAAUAUGAAGAGAAGCCAACCAAUCCUACUAAUGAGGAGAUUGGGCCUGGAGUUCCUGCAGAGACUGAUAUCACAGAAACAACCGUGAAUGGCCAUCAAGUAUAUGGAGAAAAAGGACAGAAAGGAGAAGCAGCUGUCAUUGAACCAGGAAUGCUUAUUGAAGGACCUCCAGGACCUCCAGGACCGCCUGGUAUUACGGGCCCCUCUGGUAUGCAAGGCUCCACUGGCCCUCCUGGUGACCCCGGUGAUAGGGGUCCACCAGGACGUGCUGGUCUUCCAGGGGCUGAUGGCUUACCUGGACCCCCGGGUACCAUGUUAAUGUUACCAUUCCGCUUUAGUGGAGGUGGUGAGAAGGGCCCAGCAAUCUCACCUCAGGAAGCUCAGGCUCAAGCUAUUCUUCAGCAAGCCAGGAUUGCAAUGAGAGGGCCCCCUGGUCCAAUGGGACUUACUGGAAGAUCUGGUCCUGUGGGAAGUCCUGGUUCACCCGGUAUCAAAGGUGACGGUGGAGAUCCAGGACCUCAGGGUCCUCGAGGUAUUCAAGGUCCACCUGGUCUGCCUGGAAAAUCUGGUAAAAGAGGUCGUCCUGGUGCAGAUGGAGCAAGAGGAAUACCAGGAGAGACAGGUUCUAAAGGUGACAGAGGCUUUGAUGGGCUUCCCGGCCUACCAGGUGAAAAAGGACACAGGGGAGAUCGUGGACCACAAGGGCCUCCUGGUGCUCCUGGGGAAGAUGGAAUGAGAGGAGAAGACGGUGAGGUCGGACCAAGAGGCCUUCCAGGUGAAUCUGGUCCACGAGGGUUAUUGGGUCCAAGAGGAACUCCAGGACUACCAGGACAACCUGGAAUCCCAGGCAUUGAUGGACCAUCAGGCCCAAAAGGAAACCUGGGUCCACAAGGAGAACCAGGACCACCUGGGCAGCAAGGUAUCCCAGGUCCGCAGGGGCUCCCAGGUCCACAAGGUCCAAUUGGAGUUCCAGGUGAAAAAGGACCUCAGGGCAAACCUGGUCUGCCAGGACUUCCUGGUACUGAUGGCCCUCCGGGCCAUCCAGGCAAAGAAGGACAGUCUGGAGAGAAAGGUGACACGGGGCCUGCAGGUCCUCACGGUCCAGUUGGCUAUCCUGGUCCCCGUGGUGUAAAGGGUGCUGAUGGAAUCCGAGGUCUAAAGGGUGGCAAAGGUGAAAAGGGUGAAGAUGGCUUCCCUGGAUUUAAAGGUGAUAUGGGCCUUAAGGGCGAUAGAGGUGAAGUUGGUGCUCUUGGUCCUCGAGGAGAAGAUGGCCCUGAAGGUCCUAAAGGUCGUGCAGGUCCUACAGGAGACUCAGGUGGCCCCGGCCAAGCUGGAGAAAAGGGUAAACUUGGUGUUCCCGGUUUGCCAGGAUAUCCAGGAAGACAAGGCCCUAAGGGAUCUACUGGGUUUCCUGGAUUUUCAGGUUCUAAUGGAGAGAAAGGAGGAAGGGGAUUACACGGCAAACCAGGUCCAAGAGGACAAAGAGGACCAACAGGGCCACGAGGAUCAAGAGGUGCAAGAGGUCCAACUGGAAAACCUGGACCAAAGGGCACUGCUGGGGGUGAUGGCCCACCUGGCCCAUCCGGUGAAAGGGGACCACAAGGGCCCCAAGGACCUGUUGGAUUUCCAGGACCCAAGGGACCUCCUGGACCACCUGGGAAAGAUGGUUUGCCUGGGCACCCGGGACAACGGGGUGAAACUGGUUUUCAAGGGAAAACAGGCCCACCUGGUCCUGGCGGUGUUGUUGGACCACAGGGUCCAACUGGGGAGACUGGUCCAAUUGGUGAAAGAGGUCACCCUGGACCUCCAGGACCACCGGGUGAACAAGGACUUCCUGGUGCUGGAGGCAAAGAAGGCGCUAAGGGUGAUCCUGGUCCUCAAGGCAUUUCUGGGAAAGAUGGGCCUGCGGGACUGCGUGGUUUCCCAGGAGAAAGAGGCUUGCCAGGAGCUCAGGGUGGAGCAGGUCUGAAAGGUGGUGAAGGUCCUCAAGGCCCACCUGGUCCAAUUGGUUCUCCUGGAGAACGUGGCCCAGCAGGUACAGCAGGCCCAAUUGGUUUACCAGGACGUCCUGGGCCUCAAGGUCCCCCAGGCCCUGCAGGAGAAAAGGGAGCUCCAGGUGAAAAAGGUCCUCAGGGACCAGCUGGGCGUGAUGGAAUACAGGGGCCUGUGGGUCUUCCUGGCCCUGCAGGACCAGCUGGUUCUCCUGGAGAAGAUGGUGACAAGGGUGAAAUUGGAGAACCAGGUCAAAAAGGGAGCAAAGGUGACAAGGGAGAAAAUGGACCUCCAGGACCAUCUGGUCUUCAGGGUCCCAUUGGUGCUCCUGGAAUAGCUGGAAGUGAUGGGGAGUCUGGUCCAAGAGGACAACAAGGGAUGUUUGGACAGAAAGGCGAUGAAGGUCCACGAGGCUUUCCUGGUCCUCCAGGACCUAUUGGCCUUCAGGGUCUUCCUGGCCCACCAGGUGAAAAAGGUGAAAACGGUGAUGUUGGUCCAAUGGGUCCUCCAGGUCCCCCUGGCCCUAGAGGUCCUCAAGGUCCAAGCGGAUCAGAUGGUCCUCAAGGUCCAUCAGGUUCAGCUGGCUCUGUUGGAGGAGUUGGUCAGAAGGGUGAGCCUGGAGAAGCUGGUAACCCUGGGCCUCCUGGAGAAGGUGGCACAACUGGUCCAAAAGGUGAAAGAGGUGAGAAAGGUGAAGCUGGGCCAUCUGGAGCAGCAGGGCCUCCUGGACUGAAAGGACCUCCAGGUGAUGAUGGUCCAAAGGGAAAUCCAGGUCCUGUUGGGUUCCCCGGUGAUCCUGGACCCCCUGGAGAACCUGGUCCAGCUGGAACUGACGGCACAGGAGGGGAAAAAGGUGAUGAUGGCGAUCCAGGCCAAUCUGGGCCGCCAGGUCCUUCUGGUGAGGCAGGUCCCCCUGGCCCUCCUGGAAAGAGAGGGCCUCCUGGAGCAGCUGGUGCAGAAGGAAGACAAGGUGAAAAAGGAGCAAAGGGUGAGCCUGGAUCAGAGGGUGCUCCGGGAAAAACUGGCCCAGUUGGUCCUCAAGGUCCUGCAGGAAAAUCUGGCCCAGAAGGACUUAGGGGUAUUCCUGGCCCUGUGGGAGAACAAGGUUUACCUGGAGUUCCUGGUCAAGAUGGCCCACCAGGUCCCAUGGGUCCACCCGGCUUGCCAGGAUUGAAAGGGGAUCCAGGUUCGAAAGGCGAAAAGGGACAUCCUGGAUUGAUUGGAUUGAUUGGACCUCCAGGAGAACAAGGAGAAAAGGGUGACAGAGGUCUACCUGGUACACAGGGAUCUACGGGAUCAAAAGGAGAUUCAGGAAUUCCUGGACCAGCUGGCCCACUUGGUCCUCCAGGCCCUCCUGGUUUACCUGGUCCUCAAGGCCCCAAAGGUUCUAAAGGUUCAACGGGUCCUGGUGGCCAGAAAGGCGAUGGUGGUUUACCUGGACCUCCUGGGCCUCCUGGACCUCCAGGUGAGGUUAUUCAACCGUUGCCAAUGCAGGCCUCCAAAAAGUCCAAGAGAUCCAUAGAUGCCAAGCUAUCUAUUGCAGAAGAUUACACUGAUGGAAUGGAAGAGAUCUUUGGCUCGUUGAGUUCUCUGAAACAGGAUAUUGAACACAUGAAAUACCCAAUAGGCACUCAGAACAACCCAGCUCGAACCUGCAAGGAUCUGCAGCUCUGUCACCCAGAUUUUCCAGAUGGAGAGUAUUGGAUUGAUCCUAACCAAGGGUGUACCGGGGACUCUUUCAAAGUAUACUGUAACUUCACAGCUGAUGGAGAAACUUGCAUCUAUCCAGAUAAGAAAUCAGAGGGAUUUAGGAUUUCAUCCUGGCCAAAGGAAAACCCGGGAACCUGGUUUAGUGAAUUUAAGAGAGGCAAACUGCUUUCUUAUGUGGACGCUGAAGGCAAUUCUAUUAGCAUGGUCCAAAUGACAUUCCUUAAACUACUAAGUGCCUCUGCUCGACAAAACUUCACUUACAACUGUCAUCAGUCAGUAGCAUGGCAUGACGUCUCUUCUGACAGCUAUGACAAAGCACUGAGGUUCUUAGGCUCAAAUGAUGAAGAAAUGUCUUAUGACAACAAUCCGUACAUCAAAGUGCUUCAUGAUGGCUGUGCAUCAAGAAAAGGCUAUGCAAAGACUGUUAUGGAAAUCAAUACUCCCAAAAUUGACCAACUGCCUAUCUUCGAUGUGAUGAUUAAUGACUUUGGUGAUCAAAAUCAGAAGUUUGGCUUUGAAGUGGGUCCAGUCUGUUUCCUUGGUUAAGUUUAGAGUAAAGAGCAAAUCUUCAAGAAGAGAAAUGUGCUAGGUGUCACCAUACCAAUUGACUUGUGCCAUGUGUAAGUUUUAAAUAAGAAUGGAAUAGAUGUGUUUCACCAAAUACGUAUGUCUUUUUUAGAAAACACCCACUGACUGCCCUUUUUGGAGCAGAAUCACAUGACUUAAAUUUAUUUGGCAAAUGAUGAAUGAUCCUGUGUCAACGACAGGCAAGUUCAUCUUAUGAAUGUCCUCCACCAACCUAUCCUUCUUUACCCACCUAUGUCCCUUUUUAUUUUUAUUUUUUUGGUGCUGUAAAAUUGAAUGGUGCUCCUUUUUUUUUUACAACAUAAGAGGUGCUAAGAAGAUAUGUUUAAUAAACUGUAAUUAUUCUGUGUACAGUACAGUGCUGUCCAGUGUCUGUUUCUAAAACUUGCAUGCGUCCCUGAAUUGCAACUGGCUGUUACCUUACCCUAAUUUCAAAAAUUACAUUUCAGUACCAUGUAUGUAUUAUGAAAAAUAAAGCUGUAAUUUCCAAUGAAGUCCCACUCCAUAUUUUUCUGAUCAAUAAUAUGAUAAUGUACCCUCUUUGUAUAUAUUGAUCUCUAGAGUUGUGUUAUUUGAAGUCAGUGACAAAACCUCAGGUCCAGGCAGAACUGGAAACAAAGGAGCAGCACCUUUUUCUCCCACAACUAUCUUGCAAUAAGGAAUUCCAAGAAGGAUCCCACGGGCCCGUGGAGAUACUCCCACGGGAUGCCAUAUCUCAUUUCAAGACCAUGAGCAAGUUGCGUUGGUUGGUGGUGGUUAUCUUUUACGUUGGCGUGGGAAAAUGUGCCUUGUUCAAUUAAAAUGUGCAAAAGAUGCAAGGAAAGUCCCUAUUGCUCUAGCGCAUGUUCUUUGUACUGUAUUCUGACAAUAUGGGGAGUUAUGAGCCAGAUGGAAGGAGACCAUAUCUGUGGUUCAUUCUUCACUAAAGGCAUUGCCUUCAUUUUUGGAGUAAUGCUGAUAUGCAGAAAAGUAGCAGCGUAGUUAUUAUGUCUAUGGAUGCCUCUUCCAAUAUUUCCACGGCUUAGGAACAAAGUAUACCAGCUUCUGGCUGCCAGAUCUUUUCCUGUAAUGUCAGAAGGGGCCCUUGAGUAUAAUGAAUUAAUUUCAGUAAUAUAAUUAACUAGUCUAUAAUUAAUGACUAAUUGAAACUCUCAGAAUUUUUUUUUUUUCAUCUGGAUAUUAAAAGUAGAUUCUGCACAAUUAUUUAUGAACUGUGCUACUUUCUGGCACAUUUGCUAGGUAUACCUAAAUUAUAUAUGAGCAGUGCCUGUAUUUGUCACACUAAUGUCUAGUUUUUAUUCUAUCUAUUCUCGCAGUGUCAUUGUUUACUUCUGAAACUUCAGAACAAAGACUCUUGCACCCGUUCAAGAUAUUUCCCCCUUCUUGGGCAUAUCUUGAUGGGCAAGGGGAAAAAAAAAGAAAUUUAAAAUAUAUUGCCAUUUAUUGUAUCAAAUUAGUAACUACAUGUCUACCAGAAUUCUGAUGUGCAAAUCUUAGUGCAGAUAAAUCUUUCUUCAUUGGUCAUAUUAAAGAUAAUGGUAGAUCAGGUGGAGGGACUUUCAUCCUGGCCACUUGGCUACUUUAAGCAAAUACAUUGCAGAUGAUGGAAAUAGUCAAUGCAACACUAUAACCUCAGAUUCUGGAUUUAUAUCAAUGGAAUCUAUUUGCUCUCCCAGCACAGAAGAUACAUGAGUGUAAACUUAAAUCUGUUCAGGUAACCUUCUUGCUGUAUUGUGACAAAUAAGUCUAGGUCAUGUGAUUCUACCUAGUUGCCAAGCAACCUAUGAGAAAAUUGCUAACCAUGAAGCUUAUUAUUAUUUUUUUUUACUCAAGCAGUUACAAUUUGCAAUCUUAUUUUUUUUUCCUGGCCUCAAGGUUUUUUUUUUUCUGGGUGGUCAAACAUAGACAUUAAUUUAACACAAAUCCUUUUGUACUUAUUUCUCAUAAUAUAUGUAAGACUUGAAAAAUAUUUGUUACUAUUUCUUAUAUAAAUCUGUUUAAAUUAAUUGAUACCAGAUCCCACUAGCUCAUUUUCUGCUGUUUUUAAGCAUGCAAGCAUUUUAUAUGUAAAAGAAAUUUCAAAGUCAACAAUUUGCUGUUUGGAAUUCCUUUUCUAAAACCAAAGUUUGUUAAUUGCCACCUGAAAGACAAAAAUAAUAUACAUUUUAUUAAUAAAAUCAAUUCCUGUCUC